This is a messenger RNA of Rotaria sp. Silwood2, 1209 nucleotides long. The record is from the annotation of a GenBank genome assembly. NCBI's taxonomy places the organism in Eukaryota, Metazoa, Rotifera, Eurotatoria, Philodinida, Philodinidae.
CGCAGCACGAAGUUGCAGAACCAAAUAUAGAUCUAUGAGUAUUUUACAAAAAUUCAUCAGAGUACUCAGAAAAUGUAUGAUGAGUACUGGCAAAACACGCGAUUUUACAGGGCGAGUACUGAAUAGUCGUACUCAGAUACUCAGACCCUAUACACGAGUACUACUGUUGAGUACUCAAACCCACGAGUACUCAUGAGUUCUCGCGCCAUUUUCUAGCGUGAGUACUUUUUGAGUACUCUCUUGGUGAGUACAUUCACUAGGGUAAUCUCUACAAAUCAUCAAAUUAAUCAUACAGUAGGUUGUUGAGAAAUUUAUUUUUUGCUUGUUCGUGUUUUGUAAUGCUAUUAGAUUACAUGAAAUAUAAUAUCUAACAAAGACAUAAACUUACCUAUAAAAUGAAAAAAAUAAUAAAAUCUGACAUUUGCACUUAAAACUAAAAUUAAUUUCAUAUCAACUUCUCUUCCUAAUUAAAGCCAGAAGGUUGAAAUUAGUACAUUUACUAUAUGGAUUAGGUUUUUUUCUACAAUUCAUAGACUAUAAUUCUUUGUCAUGAUUCUUCGUUACUCUAACAACAACAAAAUUCUUGUCUAUCAUCAACCAUUGAUAAAGGAUUAUCAACAAACAUUCGUGCUGCAUCAAUCAUAAAUGAUCCUUCAAAUAUAAUAAUCAUUCAUCUGUUCUUCAUAUUCUGAUUCAUCUAUACCAACAACAAUUCUUUCUUCUUCAUUAACACCGUCAUCAACAUGCGAAAUUUUCCAUCCACGUAUAUCUCCAAUAACUCAUACAACUGAAAAUCAAAGAACAAUUUUAUUAAAAUUUCUACAAGUAAUUGCUUCAACAUCAUCUCAAAAAAUAAGUUCUCCUCAUCCAUCGUUGAUAACUAAAACAAUAACCAUACCUAAUCCUACUCAAUUAAAUUCUUCUCCCACACAAAUUCAUAGUCCAAUAAAAAGCAAUGAUGCUAUUUCAUCUUAUACAAAUGAUUUGGAUUUACGUAAAGAUCCAUUAUUUCGAGUUGCUGAUAAUGAUGAUGAAUUGAACACAUUAAAUAUUUCAAAUGUGCAAGAAAAAGAAAAUCUUCAUUUACCAAUUCAUGUUAAAAAUUGGUCAAUUCUUCAAGUUGAAGAAUAUAUUGAAAAAUUAACGAAUAUUAACAUUGCUGAAGUCUUCGUGAGCAUGAAAUUAAUGGUAGAGCAUUACUAUUAUUAG